UUGACUCGGAAUUGCAGGUGGACUUUUGUCACCACCUGGAUUUUCUCUCUCUAAAAAAUCUCUCUCUCUAGAAUUGCAGGUGGACAUUUGAUUGGCAGAGGGCCACCUCAAAUCCUCCGUCACCGGUGAGCUCGAGUCCAUCGCGAAAGUACCCAAUUAAGAGGAACCCAACGGACAGAAACCCAUCUCAGAUUACACGAGAUUCAUGGAAGAAAACCCAGAGAAAAGGAAGAAGACCUGGCUCACUGUUGCUUUUUCCUUGGGUGUGGCUGCAUCACUGUUAUUUUUAUUCCUGCUUUUCUUAUUCCUCAUGGUUAAAAAUUCCAAAGAGGAUCCCUAUGAUUCUCAUGACCAUGAAGCUGAAACUCCUUCAGGCCCUCGUGCAAAUUCUCCUCCUAGAGGUUGGAAUUCCUAUGAUUCGUUCUCAUGGACGAUUGAUGAAGAACAGUUCCUUUCUAAUGCUAGAGUUCUCUCCAAUACCUUCUCCAAAUUUGGGUAUCAGUAUGCUGUGGUGGAUUUCUUGUGGUAUAGGAAAAUGGUGGCCCACUCCUCAGUGUGGGCUUCUGGUUUGGAUGUGAUUGAUGAAUGGGGAAGGCCUAUUCCAGAUCCUGCUCGAUGGCCAUCUUCUCGUGGGGGCUAUGGCUUUAAAAAUGUGGCUUCUCAGAUUCAUCAGAUGGGUCUCAAGUUUGGGAUUCAUGUUAUGAGGGGGAUCAGCACACAAGCCAUCAAUGCUAAUACUCCAAUCAUGGACUCCAAUGGGGAAGCCUAUCGUUCAGGUGGAAGAAUUUGGCGUGCCCGUGACAUAGCUCUGACCAAGAAACCAUGCGGAUGGAUGCCAGCCUGUUUCACUAGCAUUGAUACAAGCUCAGGAGCUGGAUUGGCAUUUCUUCAAUCCCUUUAUCAGUUGUAUGAUGAAUGGGGCGUUGAUUUUGUGAAGCAUGAUUGUGUCUUUGGUGAUGAUUUCAAUGAGGACGAGAUAAAAGCUAUCUCUGAGAUUUUGAAAGAGAAAGAUCGCCCUAUUGUGUAUUCCAUAUCACCGGGAACUCAUGUUACACCAGCAAUGGCAGAGAAAGUGAAGGACUUUGUGAACAUGUAUAGGGUUACUGGUGAUGAUUGGGACACAUGGAGCGAUUUUUCUACACACUUUGAUGUGGCAAGAGAUUUUGCACAAGGUGGCUUCAUAGGAAGUAGAGGACUAGAAGGUACGUCAUGGCCGGAUUUGGAUAUGCUUCCUUUUGGUUGGCUAACAGAUCCUAAUUCUAACCAAGGGCCACAUCGGAAUUCUAGUCUGACAGUUGAUGAGCAAAAGGCACAGAUGACAUUGUGGGCCAUGGCAAAAUCUCCAUUAUUUCUUGGAGGUGACCUCAGGAAUUUGGAUUCUACCACUUUGUACAUAACAACAAAUGCUGCCAUCCUUGAGAUCCAUAAUACAAGCUCCCAUAACAGAGAGCUGAGCAACAUCCAAAUUAAAGACCUCCGAAUAUGGGGUGCUAAUGGAACAACAGGUGAAGUAUACAUUGCAGUCUUCAAUCUUGGUUCAAGUGAAAAGCUUGUAACAGUAAAGUUCGAGGAUGUUAUUAGAGACUUCAUUCAUCAGGAGUUGAGAGGUGGAGGUGGUGAAGAGAUAUGUACAGGUUUUGACAUUUGGGAACGCAAAGAACUCGGAGAGAUAAAUGACACACUGAGUUUCAGCAUUACGAAACAUGGGUGUGUAGCGCUUGUGUUGAAAUGCACUCCAGAGGCAGCUGAGCGCCCAAUCUGAGUUUUGUCAUGUAGUUAGAUUCAACUCUGUGUGUGCGUGUGAUUUAUUCGUGUAACUGUGAAUAUAUCAAGUAAAAAAGCAAAAUAAUAGUUAUGUGGGGCAUUUGUAGCACUCAAAUGGGAGAACCAUCUUUCCAGUCAUAUAUGCUACUGUAUUUCAUUCAGGCAAAUUC
This is a messenger RNA of Amborella trichopoda, 1934 nucleotides long. RefSeq names its product alpha-galactosidase 1. Lineage: Eukaryota; Viridiplantae; Streptophyta; Magnoliopsida; Amborellales; Amborellaceae. Gene Ontology annotation, molecular function: hydrolase activity, hydrolyzing O-glycosyl compounds. Gene Ontology annotation, biological process: carbohydrate metabolic process. The record is from RefSeq and is a predicted model, not a curated record.